Molecule: messenger RNA, 3137 nt
Organism: Lontra canadensis (Northern American river otter)
Lineage: Eukaryota; Metazoa; Chordata; Mammalia; Carnivora; Mustelidae
Gene: SOX7
Product: SRY-box transcription factor 7
Exons: 2
Coding region: 187-1347 (386 amino acids)
Biological process (GO): regulation of DNA-templated transcription; anatomical structure morphogenesis; cell differentiation
Molecular function (GO): DNA-binding transcription factor activity, RNA polymerase II-specific; RNA polymerase II cis-regulatory region sequence-specific DNA binding
Source: RefSeq, a predicted model, not a curated record
GUGGGCCCGAGCCUAGACGGAGGGAGGGGCCGCGCCGCCUUCGAGAAUCAUUGGAGGACGCGGCCGCACGAAGCUGAUAAAUAAAGGGACGGGCCGCGGCUGCCAACCAAGUUGGACGCCCGACCCGUGCGAGGGCCAGGUCAGCGCCUGCCCUGCGAGCCGAAGCGAGGGGACCCCCGUGCGGCCAUGGCCUCGCUGUUGGGAGCUUAUCCGUGGCCCGAGGGGCUCGAGUGCCCAACCCUGGAAACCGAGCUGUCGGAUGGGCUGUCGCCGCCGGCCGCCCCCCGCCCGCCGGGCGACAAGGGCGCAGAGAGCCGUAUCCGGCGGCCCAUGAACGCCUUCAUGGUGUGGGCCAAGGACGAGAGGAAACGUCUGGCGGUGCAGAACCCGGACCUGCACAACGCCGAGCUCAGCAAGAUGCUGGGAAAGUCGUGGAAGGCGCUGACGCUGUCCCAGAAGAGGCCCUACGUGGACGAGGCGGAGCGGCUGCGCCUGCAGCACAUGCAGGACUACCCCAACUACAAGUACCGCCCUCGCAGGAAGAAGCAGGCCAAGCGCCUCUGCAAGCGCGUGGACCCGGGCUUCCUCCUGAGCUCCCUCUCCCGAGACCAGAACGCUCUGCCUGAGAAGCGGAGCGGCGGCCGCGGGGCGCUGGGGGAGAAGGAGGACAGGGGUGAGUACUCCCCCGGCUCCGCCCUGCCCAGCCUGCGGGGCUGCUAUCACGAGGGGCCAACCGGCGGAGGCGGCACCCCGGGCAGCAUGGACACUUACCCAUACGGGCUACCCACGCCCCCGGAAAUGUCGCCCCUGGACGUACUGGAGUCGGAGCAGACUUUCUUCUCCUCCCCUUGCCAGGAGGAGCAUGCGCACUCCCACCACAUCCCCCACCUGCCUGGGCCCACUUACUCACCGGAGUUCGCCCCCAGCCCCCUCCACUGCGGCCACCCCCUGGGCUCCCUAGCCCUCGGCCAGUCCCCGGGCGUCUCUAUGAUGUCCACUGUACCUGCCUGUCCCCCGUCUCCUGCCUAUUAUUCCCCUGCCACCUACCACCCACUCCACUCCAACAUCCACGCCCACCUGGGCCAGCUCUCCCCGCCUCCGGAACACCCCGGCUUUGAUGCCCUGGAUCAGCUGAGCCAGGUGGAACUCCUGGGGGACAUGGAUCGGAAUGAGUUCGACCAGUAUUUGAACACUCCUGGCCACCCAGACUCUGCCGCAGGGGCUGUGGCCCUCAGUGGGCAUGUCCCCGUCUCCCAGGUGACAUCAACUGGCCCCACAGAGACCAGCCUUAUCUCCGUGCUGGCUGAUGCCACGGCCACGUAUUACAACAGCUACAGCGUAUCAUAGAGUACAGCUUAUCAAAGAGGCCGAGGCAGCCAGCCCGGCCCUGCCUCGCGCAGCCUCUCCUUCCUGAGCGCUGAGCAGAGGUAACCGCGCAGUGUUACCGACGUCCUCCGACGGCCCAGGGUGUGCAUGUUUGAACUGUCAGCGGGGCAGAACCGGGAUCUGCCGGUCUGAGUGCCCCUUUGCUCCCUGCCACCUACAUUUUGAGUAUAUUCCUUCAGAUGGGUUUUCAUUGGCUACACCCUGGGAAUAAGGCAAGGUAGUUGCCAAAAGAAAGAUGGUAGAUUUUCACUUACUUCUCUGGGUCCCCAUCGCGGAAACCAAUGUGUGAAAAUCUCAGCGGUGUUCACAUCUCUCUAGCUUCUGACCCAGACCCUGGUGGGAUCCCCACUCGGUUCUUUUCCCCUUGCAGCCCCUCCCCCAGUCUGUAAAGUUGGGGACAGACUUGACAUCUAAGGCACCUUCUGCUCCAGGGUUUUCUGAUCUAGGGUUCUUUCAAGGCUAAUUAAAAGGAAAACGAAGUUUGUCUUAGUAAAUUCAUUAAUGUCCAGCCUGGUGGUAAUCCGUGUGUGCAGCCCAAGAACACACAGCUUUCUGCACUCGCACUACCUUCCAAAAUGAUCGUGGUCUUUCAAAAGGACAGUACUCCUCUUGAUUUGGGAAAUUAACCACUAGAAUUGACUGUGCUACUGAAAACGAGAUUGAACGCAAACCACUGGUUUUUAAACCUUUUUUUUAAGAUGAAUUAUUUUUUUAAAUCACACAUUACAAGAGAUUAUUUGCAGCCUGAACAUAUACAGUGUUUGUGGGCCAUGCACAACACACACACCUUCAUGCACACCCUUAAAUGCAUGUCUGUGCAGCCUAGAUCAGAUACUCUUGUUGAUGUUGGCAAUUUCUUGUUAACUCCCUGUUCCGAAUGACCCAAAGAGCAGGGAACCUAAAAAGAAUCUCUACACAAAAACAUCACUUACCUCCAAUCUGAAUGUGUUCAUUUCUUAAGCAAAAUUUUAACACACGCUACCCUCUGCAGGUGCAAAAGGAGCUUCCUUCUCACUGUAGCUGACUCCCCUUCGUCCUUUCCUGGGAUUUCUUUUUCUCUUUUUCACUGUUCUUCCUCCACCCUUGAGUUGCCCAGGAAUUCAAAGAUCCCCUGACUUAAAAAUCCUAAACAUCAUUCCUAUGGCUGAGAUGGGAAUUCAGUCUCCUCACCAGACAGCUGGUUCUUGGGAACAUCGUCGGCUAACACUUCAAAACAACUUCCCCUUUGCUAUACUGACUUCCCAAAGAACAGAACUGCACUGUGAUUCAGAAAAUGUUUCUGAGCCCUGACCCCACCCCAAAAAACAUUUCCAUCCUUCUCUCAAACCUCCUUUGAAGGAACAUACCUAGCAAUGAGGGAAAAGACAGUUGUCUUUUAAUUCCAGCCUAUUAUUGCCUGUAUGAAAUAUGUAAGUGUUUUAUAUAUUAUCCUAUUUUUAGCUUGUAUUUUAUAUUGUUGAGAGAUCCUUUUUUUUCUUCCAAGACGUCCUACUAUUAAAUUACUUAUAAGAUAUAAUUAAUCUUAAUGCUAUUGCUGUAUACGACAUUUGGUAAUAAAUAGUGAAUCAUUCACGACAGUAUGAUUGACUGGUGCAGUCCAGAAUGUAUAUUAAUAAUCUUGUAAAACAUUAUCACAGACGUUAAGCUAAACUGUUCCAUUUUUUUUUUGUAAGAACUACACAUGCUUUGGAAUGGUUGUAGAUAUUGAUCUGUCUAAAAUAUUUAAUUUAAAUAAAUGUUUUUGUACCAUG